Culex quinquefasciatus (southern house mosquito) is the source of this 1196-nucleotide messenger RNA. RefSeq lists its product as uncharacterized. The coding region runs from base 234 to 1196 and encodes 320 amino acids. The transcript is spliced from 3 exons. Lineage: Eukaryota; Metazoa; Arthropoda; Insecta; Diptera; Culicidae. The record is from RefSeq and is a predicted model, not a curated record.
GAAGAGUUGAAGUUUUGCUGAAGAAUCUAGUGACGCUCUUUUUUGAAAAUCAAAGUUUUCUGUUUACUUUUGUGCCAAACAAACAAAGCAAGCGUCUUCCGUGAAGAAGUAAACCAAACGAAUCGGAUUAUUUAGUUGAAGCGAUUUAAACCGACUUAGAUGAGCGAAACAGUUGAAAGAAGAAGAUUUUUAGCAGAUUAAGACCCCGCGAAAGUCAAUUUACAGAACUCAAGAUGAUGACCAGGAGAAAAUCGAUUCACGAAUCCCUUGUGACACAACAAAAUCAAAACAAGCAAAAAGAGGGAGCGCCGGAUGUGGCAGAGGGGAAGAAGACUCCCGGUCCAGGAAAACAAAUGCAACCCCGUAAGCGCAUCAACCAGCGGCGAGUCUCGGAAGCGGCUCCGGGAACCCUUCAGAACGGCACGAAUGGCCACCAAGCUCCCGUUAACGGGAUGGACGCCGACGACAUCCCCAAGUUUAAGGGCUACCGCAUCAUCGAAAUCGAUCACUUCCUGCAGUGGUCCGCGUACUCCCAGUUUAUGCACUCCAAGCACUGCCCCGGCGGAUUGCUGAAACCAUACCAGGAGUACGUAAGCGGCUGCUACUCCACCUUCGCCAUGAAAUGCAGCAAGUGUUCGGCCAUCAUCACGCGCUCCUCGGAGAACUACAUCCACCACAACAAGCUGAUGAACCGACUGGUCAAGGGCUCCGUCCAGAUGGGCAAGGACUACGACGAAAUGUCCAACUUUAUGGAGUCGCUCGAGAUCCCGUUCGUCACCAAGGACGAGUUCAGCUCGAUCAAGUCCCAGAUGCAGCUCAACUCCUCCCUGGACGAUCAGUCCUCGCUGCAGAAGGCCGUCGAAGAGCUGGAGCGCGCGUCGGUGGCGUCCAAACGGAAGCGGCACGGCAGCUGCAAGUACCACUACGAAGUGCUCAAGGUCUACCUGAACAAAAAGAUGCGCAAAAUCGAAGAGAACCUGCAGCUUUCGGUCAACGACUCGGUAGCGCUGGCCGUCAACGCGCACCUCAAAACGUCUCCCACGUCCAGCUUGCCCCAACCAGUCCAAACAACGCCACCGCCGGAACGAGCGGCACCACGUCCAUCGCCAGCCAAAGCAAUCGCUUCGGGGCGGGCUUCUCCAACGGACCUCCCGCGACCAGCACCUCCGGGGAAUCUCUUCAUACAGCAGCCGUAA